UCUCUAAAAUUGUGCCGCUCGUUUUCAUAAAUAGCCUCACACGAAUAAAAUUAAUUUGCUUAUAAUUUUAGCGCACAAAUAAAAAUGGAUCAGAUAUUGAACAAGGAAAACACUGGGGUUCAUUAUAUUUUAGUGCCGACAAAUCCUAUAAAAAAUGGAGUCCCUACCAAUUCAGUCAAGAAAAAAACCGUUCUUGGGAAACUUGACAACGUGAUGCAUCAAACUCCUGGUAUAACACCGUUUAAAAGCCAUCAUGUGAAGCCUGAAGGCAGCAUUGCCAAGCUGUCGAUUCGUAAGACACAUAAUCCCAACAUUAAAAACAAGGAUCGAGAAGACACUAAUGUAAAAGCUAACUGUUUUUUGGGUUCAUACAUGUUAAAACGCGAAGCCCAUGUCAUUAAUUUAUUUAACUAUACUGACUUUCCGAGCGAGAAAUGUUUAAGGACCUGCAGCAGGCCAAUCACUGAAACCUGGUCAGAUCAAGCUGAGUAUGAUUCCCUGCUAAAUCAACUUUAUCAUAACCUUGGCACAUUGGAAAAUCACUUAGAAAACGUACGUCAUCCUCCGUUAGAAUCAGAAUUUGACGAUAUCCCUUGUUUAGAGGAGACAGAUAUUUAUGAAAAUGAGGAGUGUAAAUAUGUUUUCAAUUUAUUCGCGCCAAUGCCUACCAUGGAAACUAUUGAUAUUUUAUUUUAAAAUUCUUUAUAUAUUAAUUGUAGUUAUAUUGUACCUUAGACUAGUUACCAUUAUCUAUGUUAAACUUAACAAAAUAAGUCCUAAUUUAAAUUUAUACAUGUUUUUGUUAAAUAAAUGUGAAUCAAUUAAGGGUA
Molecule: messenger RNA, 830 nt
Organism: Drosophila ficusphila
Lineage: Eukaryota; Metazoa; Arthropoda; Insecta; Diptera; Drosophilidae
Exons: 3
Coding region: 85-696 (203 amino acids)
Biological process (GO): chromosome organization
Cellular component (GO): nucleus; cytoplasm
Source: RefSeq, a predicted model, not a curated record